CCAACCAUCCUCUCCGUGCUGAAGCCCGACGCAGUUCCCGGAUGGGACGGGGAUAAGGAGACCGCUAUCGACUACCUGUGGUCGGUGUAUGAGUUAGCGAAUGGAGGAGGAACUCUGCGACGAGCCGUGGGAUACUGGCUCUGGUUCAAAUUCGAGAAGGGCUCCGCCAUUCACCACUGGUACAUGACCUUGUCGCCGGAGCAGAAAGCGGACAUGCGCCGAGACGCGUACGUCUUCCUCGACGUCAUCAAGCGCGACUACCUGGGAGAGCCCUGGAUUCAGGACAUUACCACCGAGUUCAGGCUGCAGACAUUCCGCGAUCACCGACACCGCACAGAGUCGCCGAGUGCCUUCCUGCAUCGGAGGAUUCUGUACGCGAGAUCACUCGACCUCGCUCCGGUCAACUCGCCCGCCGAGAUCUCUCUCAUACUGCGAGCCGCUCCCAUGGAGUGGAGCAUUAUUCUAGUCCCGUCUACCAUUCCCUCUACCGACGCGCUUAAAGCCCGGGUCAUUCAAUUCGAGAAGCAGCUACUC
Messenger RNA from Schizophyllum commune H4-8, 534 nucleotides. RefSeq lists its product as uncharacterized. The record is from RefSeq and is a predicted model, not a curated record. The transcript has a single exon. The annotation marks the transcript as partial. NCBI's taxonomy places the organism in Eukaryota, Fungi, Basidiomycota, Agaricomycetes, Agaricales, Schizophyllaceae.